Messenger RNA from Panicum virgatum (switchgrass), 1985 nucleotides. RefSeq lists its product as uncharacterized. The transcript is spliced from 3 exons. The coding region runs from base 1 to 1317 and encodes 438 amino acids. Lineage: Eukaryota; Viridiplantae; Streptophyta; Magnoliopsida; Poales; Poaceae. The record is from RefSeq and is a predicted model, not a curated record.
AUGUCGGCGCCGCCCGAAGCCGCCGAGUCCUCGCGCGCCCGCCAGCAGCCGGAGGAGGAGCCGUCCGACGACGCCCCCCAGCGCCGCCGGUGGGUGGCCCUCGGCUUGAUGACAGGCGGGCCGCACCGCGCCGGGGACGAGCGCCACCGCCGCAUCCUCCGCGGCCGCGACCUCCUGCUCGACCUCCACGACCCGCCGGCCGCCUCCACCCUGGUGCUGCGCGCCAACCUCACCACCUUGUUCCCCAUCAUCUUCGUCGCCGACUCCUCCUCCGCCCGCCUCCUCUACUUCCUCUGCGACGCCCGCGCCCGCACCGCCGACCGCCUCCCCGCCGUGCCCUCCUCCGAGCUCGCCGGCCCCGACGCCUGCCCGCUCGGCGGCCUCGACCUCUGCCCGCGCCGCAGCAUCGGCCUCAUCGCCGACCCGGACCACGCCGGCCACUUCAUGGUCGCCCAGCUCCACCCCGUCCCCGCCACCCGCCACGCCUUCAUCCUCUUCUACUCCACCGCCACCCGCCGCUGGGCCACCAAGCAGCUCGCCUCCGCCCCGGAGCACAAGCGCUGGGGCGGCCACGGCGUCCUCGCCCACCAAGGCCUCCUCUGGUGGGUCGACGUCGCCUACGGGAUGGUCGUCUGCAACCCCUUCGACGACGCGCCGCACCUGCGCCUCGUCCCGCUCCCGGACGGCUGCGCCCUGCGGGGCGUCGAGGUGGAGCGCAACUUCUACGGCUGGCAAAGGACCCGCGCGUACCUCGACCAGCGCCGCUUCAUCAGGCCCAGCGAGGGCAAGCUGCGAUACGUCGAGAUCCGCGGCUUCAACUACGACACGGCCGCCGCCGCCGCCGAGCCCCGAACGACCCCGCCGUCUGGAUCAAUAAACCUUGUCUGGAUGUGGACGCUCCUCGACCCCGACGGCCCCAACCCCUGGGAGUUGGAGUACGAGGCGCCCUUCGCCGAGAUCUGGGCCCACGACAGCUACGUCGCCGCCGGCCUGCCGCCGGACAAGGUCCCCAACCUCGCCCUCGUCGACCCCGACAACCACGGCGUCGUCUACUUCUUCCAGGGCACGCGGCUCUUCGGCGUGGACGUGCGCGCGAGGCGGGUCGUGGCCUGCGGCGACUGCGUCAUAGGCGACACUCCGAUUGAGAUGGGCGGAAACCUAUCCUCCCGCUUCGUCGAGGCCUGGGUGCCGCCGGAACCUGAUACAUGCUCACAGCCUGCUAGAUCAUUUUCAGUGUGUGCUGACUUCUCUGAUCAUUUUCGUCCCCUGUUACCAUUUACUAGGCAGUUACCAAUCAUGCUUGCUUGUGCAGAAUAGAAUUGCUCUCAACUUUUGCACUUGCUGUUAGUCAAGAUUCUGUUACUACUGUUACCAUUUGUUCCUCUUGCCCAGUUUCUGAUUCACGUCUCUGAUUUUUUUUUUAGGGAAAUUCAUGUCUCUGAUUUUACUACCAUUUAUUUGGAUUAUUACUGUUUGCAAUUGCUGACCCAAACCCAAUUGCCCGUUACAAAAAGGGUUCCUCUCGUGUAGAUGAGUACUGAAGUUGCAUUGAUUAAUAUUCUGUUCCUUCAGUAAGCUGUGGCUUUUGUUUGAAGAUUGCAUAUACAAAUCACCAUUCCAAGAUAUCACUAAUCUGUUAUUUUUUUGACGGGAAUACUACUCUGUUAUUUGCAGUCGAAAUUCUAACUGUGCUUAGGAUUUACCAAUCAUGCUUGCUUGUGCAGGAUAGAAUUGCUCUGAACUUUUUUGCAGUUUCUGUUAGUCAAGAUUCUGUUACUACUGUUACCAUUUGUUCUUCUUGCCCAGAUUGUGAUUCAUGUCUCUGAUUUUCUUUUUUUUAAUGGAAAUUCAUGUCUCUGAUUUUACUACCAUUUGGAUCAUUGCUGUUUGCAAUUACCCGCUUCAGCAAUAUACGAGUAUAUGAUACGACUAGCACCACCUUUAAUUAUUACUGCUGUUUUGCACGCAGAUCGGACUCCGCAGAG